AUGGCUGGGAAAGGACAGGGCCCUGGCAGAGGGGCAGGAUCAUCAAAGCUCCAGAUCAUCAAAGUGACAGUGAAGAGCCUCGAGGAAAGGGAGGAGUUUGCAAUGUGGGAGAACAGCACCAUUGCCGACUUUCGAGGCGAAAUUGCCAAGCGCUUCCACGCUCCCACUAACCUGCUCCUCUUGAUCUUUGCUGGGAAAGUUUUGAACGACCAAGAUACUCUCAGCGAGGCCGGGAUCCAUGACGGAUUCUCCAUCCACCUUGUCAUCAGGCCUCAAAUGAGAGCAAAGGACCAGGAAGCUCAGCAAACUAACGCCAGCACACAUGCUGCCACCCUCCCUCCUCGCUCAGCUGGUCUGGCAGAUCUGAGCAUGCUAGCUGGGAGUGCACCCAGUAUUUUAGCUUUCCUAAAUGAGUUCCAGGAACUGCUGGUGGUCAACCCCGAAAUGAUCCUACAGAUUCUGGAAAAUCCCUUUGUCCAGAGCGUGCUGUCAAACACCAACCUGAUAAAAGGGUUCUUAAGGGAACAUCCCCUGCUCCAGCAGUUUGCACAGCAAAAUCCAGAGGUCAGCCACAUCUGGAACAACCCAGCCCUCCUGCGAGAAAUGAUCGAGUCCAUUAGGAACUCAACAAUGAUGCAGGAAAUACUGAGAAACAGGAGCCAGACUUUUCUGCUGGGUGGAGACAAAGUCUUGUGGCAAAUGCUCCCUGAUACUCCAAAGCCAACAUUGAAAGGACCACAGGCACGGUGUGGGAGUGACCCACCCCAGAACAAGCUGCCCCCAGAAGGGGUCAGCCAACCGUCCCACACAGAAAACAGAGACCCUUUGCCGAACCCUUGGGCAUCUCAGUUUGGUCCACAGAGUUCCACCCCCCAUCACAACCAUGGCAUUGACAUUGGGGGUAUUCAUGUCAGCAACAGCCCAAACUGCAGCCCGGAACAGAGUCCCUGGGUGCUGCCUGGAGUUGCAGCUGGGAUAUGUAACAUGACGGAAGUGCAGAACACCUCACCAGAGAUAACCAGGAAUGCCCAGCCUUUCCAGAGCAUCCUGUCUGUCCCCUACAUGAGGAAUAUAAUGCAGGCCCUGAGCCAGUACCCCAGUCUCAUCGUGCACUUCAUGUUGAGUAACCCCCGGUUCGUUGGUAUCCUAUAUCCCCUCCAAGAAGUAGCGCGGGAGCUCCAAGCCCUCCUCCAGCUGCUGCACAGCCCAGACAUGCCAUUAGUGAUGGCAAACCCGAGAGCCACCAAGGCUCUGUUCCAGAUUCAGCAGGGUUUCCAGACCCUGGGGCUGGAAGUGCUCAGGUUCGCCCGAGGCAGUGCUCCUGGCUCAGGGGCAGCGGGACGCCCUGCCGAUGGCAGAGAAGUAACUGGGACUGGUUCUGAGCCAUGUGAAAAUGCAAGCCAAGCCCCAAGAUUGGCCGAGACGGGGUGCCAGCAAAUCGUGCAAAGUCUUGGUCAAGCAAGCCUCCUGCUUCCCCAAAUUCCAGAAACCCAAUUCCAGCAGCAGCUGGAGCAGCUCUACAUAAUGGGUUUCCUGAACCACGAGGUCAACACACAAGCUCUGAGAGAGGCUGGUGGAGACAUCAAUGCUGCCAUAGACAAACUACUGGGCUCCCAGCCAUCCUGGCCACGUUAG
Molecule: messenger RNA, 1635 nt
Organism: Chelonoidis abingdonii (Abingdon island giant tortoise)
Lineage: Eukaryota; Metazoa; Chordata; Testudines; Testudinidae
Source: RefSeq, a predicted model, not a curated record